Sporothrix brasiliensis 5110 is the source of this 939-nucleotide messenger RNA. RefSeq names its product large subunit ribosomal protein LP0. The coding region runs from base 1 to 939 and encodes 312 amino acids. Gene Ontology annotation, molecular function: structural constituent of ribosome; large ribosomal subunit rRNA binding. Lineage: Eukaryota; Fungi; Ascomycota; Sordariomycetes; Ophiostomatales; Ophiostomataceae. Gene Ontology annotation, cellular component: cytosolic large ribosomal subunit. Gene Ontology annotation, biological process: ribosomal large subunit assembly; cytoplasmic translation; ribosome biogenesis. The transcript has 2 exons. The record is from RefSeq and is a predicted model, not a curated record.
AUGGGGGGCAAAUCGGCAAACAAGGCUGGCUACUUUGACAAGCUCAAGGGCUUGCUCGAGACGUACCAGUCCAUCCUCAUCGUCAGCGUCGACAAUGUCAGCUCGCAGCAGAUGCACGAGAUCCGCCAGUCGCUCCGCGGCGAGGGCGUGGUCCUGAUGGGCAAGAACACCAUGGUGCGCCGUGCCCUCAAGACCUUUGUCAACGACACCCCCGAGUACGAGCGCCUGCUGCCCUUCGUCAAGGGCAACAUCGGCUUCGUCUUCACCAACGGCGACCUCAAGGCCAUCCGCGACAAGAUCCUCGUCAACAAGGUCGCGGCCCCUGCCCGUGCCGGCGCCAUCGCCCCGGUCGAUGUGUGGGUCCCCGCCGGCAACACCGGCAUGGAGCCUGGCAAGACUUCCUUCUUCCAGGCCCUCGGUGUCCCCACCAAGAUUGCCCGUGGUACCAUUGAGAUCACCACGGACCUCAAGCUCGUCGAGAGCGGCAACAAGGUCGGCCCCUCCGAGGCCACCCUGCUGAACAUGCUCAACAUCUCGCCCUUCACCUACGGCAUGGGCAUUUCCCAGGUCUACGACCAGGGCAACACCUUCUCCCCCGAUGUCCUCGACAUUGGCGAGGAGCAGCUGCUCGGCGCCUUCUCGUCGGCCAUCACCACGAUUGCCUGCGUCUCGCUCGCCAUCAACUUCCCCACCCUGCCCUCUGUCCUGCACUCGCUGGUCAACUCGUACAAGAACGUCCUGGCCAUUGCCAUCGAGACCGAGAUCUCGUGGCCCGAGAUUGAGCAGCUCAAGGACCGCAUCGCCAACCCCGAGGCCUACGCCGCUGCGGCCCCUGUCGCCGCGGCCGAGGAGACCAAGGCGGAGGCUGCUGCCGAGGAGAAGGAGGAGGAGGCCGAGGAGUCCGACUCCGACGGCGGUUUCGGCGGUCUUUUCGACUAA